Molecule: messenger RNA, 669 nt
Organism: Penicillium cosmopolitanum
Lineage: Eukaryota; Fungi; Ascomycota; Eurotiomycetes; Eurotiales; Aspergillaceae
Exons: 4
Coding region: 1-669 (222 amino acids)
Biological process (GO): proteasome-mediated ubiquitin-dependent protein catabolic process; protein polyubiquitination
Molecular function (GO): ubiquitin conjugating enzyme activity
Source: RefSeq, a predicted model, not a curated record
AUGGCUGAGCGCAUCCUAAUGAACGAGUUUCGCACUCUUUCCAAAGAGAAAUGGGUCAAUAUCGAGCUUCACAACGAAGAUAUCUUCAGGUGGGAUGUCGCACUGAUCGUACUGAACCAAGACUCUCUUUACCACGGCGGCUAUCUCAAGGCUUCGAUGACCUUCCCACGAAACUACCCAUACUCCCCACCAGAAUUUCGUUUUUUGGUACCGCUCUACCACCCAAACAUAUACCCGGACGGGCGGCUCUGCAUCUCCAUCCUGCAUCCUCCAGGCGAGGACGAAAUGUCCGCGUUGGUCACCUGCCCAACGAGUAGAAUCCGUGUUGAUCUCUAUCCUUUCCCUACUCGACGACGCCGAAGUCUCCUCCCCGCGAAUGUCGACGCUGCAGUCAUGCUGCGCAAAGACCCGACCAAGUACCACGCUACCGUCAAGGCCAACGUAGACGGAUCUCGUAAGCUGGCCCCGCCCGGUUUCACGAUGCCUGUGGAGGAAGCUCCAUCGCGUGACAUGGAAAAAGACGACGACGAUUUCUGGAUGGAUAGCGACGUCGACAGCGAUCCUUUUGGUGGCAGUGACUCGGACGAUGAUAUGGAUCAGAUGAGCGCCAGUGAAGACGACGAUGACGAUGAUGACAGUGAGGAUGCUGCCGAAAGCCCUCAGCGGUGA